Cebus imitator (Panamanian white-faced capuchin) is the source of this 2126-nucleotide messenger RNA. RefSeq names its product exosome component 3 (gene EXOSC3). Gene Ontology annotation, molecular function: RNA binding. The coding region runs from base 556 to 1155 and encodes 199 amino acids. The record is from RefSeq and is a predicted model, not a curated record. Gene Ontology annotation, cellular component: nuclear exosome (RNase complex); cytoplasmic exosome (RNase complex). Lineage: Eukaryota; Metazoa; Chordata; Mammalia; Primates; Cebidae. Gene Ontology annotation, biological process: TRAMP-dependent tRNA surveillance pathway; nuclear polyadenylation-dependent rRNA catabolic process; poly(A)-dependent snoRNA 3'-end processing. The transcript is spliced from 3 exons.
GGCCUCAGCUGUUUCACCUGUUGACCUGCUAGAGCUCUACACCGCUUGCCACGUGCGGCCUCUGCUAGAUCUGAUCCGAAUUUCUUCCAAAGACUUCACUACCAACGUGGGGUGAAUGAAGGACAGUCCAGAGAACAUUUCCCCACCGGCUUCUUUGGCCCGAAUGUGAGGUCGUUGAGCGCCCUUCAGCCGUGGCGUUGAGCCUGCCAACACUGAGGCAGGCGGGGUCACCCAAUACUUCUGGAGUGGGGAAGAGAAAAGCACAAUUAAUACUGUCCCUGCCACAGGAGCUCCCGCUUUUGCCAGGGAAACUAGCCUGGAGUGGGAGCCCCUUUUAUUUGUUGGCCUUUUAUUACACCUAGCGGGGAAAAUGGCUUGCCAAAUUUGGAGGGUGUGUUAAAGAUGAUCUGUCUCAAUCAUCCUAAAAAACAUAAAAGUUCGGCCGGGGGCGGUGGCUCACGCCGGUAAGGCAGAUAGCUGGCUACAGACACAAUCACAGCCCCCUUGGACGGGAACCUGUGAGCUGACGGCAAUGAAGCUUCCUAAGCUGAUCCAAUGCAACCGACCGCUACUGCCGGAACCGGAAAGUCAUCUAGGGCGGGUGUUGGAAUCGGAGCGGAAGCGGAAGGCGGAUACCGGAAACGGUGUUUGGGGGCGUCCGCAAUGGCCGAAGCUGCAUCUGUAGCUGCUGAAUGUCUUGCUGGCUGCAGGGCGCGCGGUGCGCGCUCAGUACUAGGUCAGGUGGUGCUCCCGGGUGAGGAGCUGCUCCUGCCGGAACAGGAGGACGCGGAAGGCCCUGGCGGUGCAGGGGAGCGACCGUUGAGCCUGAAUGCUGGAGCGCGCUCGCGGGUACGCGUUAUUUGCGGCCCGGGCUUGCGGCGCUGUGGGGACCGCCUGCUGGUCACCAAGUGCGGCCGCCUCCGUCACAAGGAGCCCGGCGGUGGCGGCGGCGGCGUUUACUGGGUGGACUCUCAGCAGAAGCGGUAUGUUCCAGUGAAAGGAGACCAUGUGAUUGGCAUAGUGACAGCAAAAUCUGGAGAUAUAUUCAAAGUUGAUGUUGGAGGGAGUGAGCCAGCUUCUUUGUCUUACUUGUCAUUUGAAGGUGCAACUAAAAGAAACAGACCAAAUGUGCAGGCUAUUAGCUCCAGAUUGUGAAAUCAUACAGGAAGUGGGAAAACUCUAUCCACUGGAGAUAGUAUUUGGAAUGAAUGGAAGAAUAUGGGUUAAGGCAAAAACCAUCCAACAAACUUUAAUUUUGGCAAACAUUUUAGAAGCUUGUGAACACAUGACAUCAGAUCAAAGAAAACAAAUCUUCUCCAGAUUGGCAGAAAGUUGAUACAGGUAGGCUUUUUUAAUAGGUCAGUUGAGGCAAAAAAAACUAUGGGUUUCCUGGGGAAAACUUUUUUUAGGUGAACCUCUCUCCAUUUAAAUACUCACAAGAUAAGGCGUGAAUGUACAUAUUAUCUUAUUAGAGUCCUAAAGUAUUUUUAAAAGUUACUGGUUUUCACCCACACUUUCAUGGGAGAGAAAAUCAUUGCAAAAUCAGGAUAUAUUUAUUUUGUUCUGUACAAUAAAGUUCACUAAAACAUUAGUAUUAUGAUUUAUUCAGAGUUAACUCCCUUAGUAUUGCUAGAAUACAGCUUCCAUAAUUAACUGGAAGUCAGCAGUAAAAUAAUUUUCUGAUUAUAAUAGUAAGCCACAUUCAUCAGAGAAAAUUGAAACUGAGGCACAGAAUUUAACUUGGCCUACAUUCUCUACUCUGUAUGUUUAUCAAAUUGAAAUUAUGGUUUUAUAGCUUAUAUGCCACUUUGUAAUAUACUUUUGUCUACUUCAAAUAGCAUGAUACGUUCCACAACUUCCAUGAAAAAUUCAUUAGUCACAUAUUUCAUGUUAUAGGAUAUUUUUGAUAUAGUUUAUUAUAUAAGUAACAUUGUGAGGAUUUCUGAAUCCAUAUCUGGCCAAGUCUUAUUUUACUAAAAUCAUUUCCUAGGAGCUAAGCAAAAAACUACCUGUUCCAGUUUGGAUAAAUGGUUAAGGUUUGUAACAGAGUUAUAAAGAAAACUCUUCUAUGCUAUUUAGUAUAUUAACCAAAACCUUUAGGGGUAAAAAAAAAAAAAAAAAAAAAA